GCUGACCCGAUGUCAGCUCACAUGGCUAUCACUGUCGCUCGUUAUCUCCCUGAGACCUACGAGUUUCUCAGCAGAUAUUUCUGCUGACCUUUCUCAGCCUGCUGGGGAAUCAAUCUGUCGAUUCUUACUUUGCUACAAUCGUGAUCUGCAGGGUUUGCAAGGUUCCGCGGCGAUCGUCAUAGUAUGUUGUUGAUCACAGGUUUCAGUCGGGGUAUGGUCGGACAUGAUGUCUACUUUUUUGGCGCGUUGGCCUCUAACGGUGAGAGAUGUUCAGCGCUCUCUGCACGCCAUGACAGCUCCGCGACUUGGGUGAGCCAAGUAACGUUCAAAAAGCAUCAGGAGCGCAUGUUUCCCUCCUUAUGGAGACGCCACAGCGAUGUGACUGACAGCCAACACCCAUGCUCCGAUCAGGAAACGCCAGUUCGACAGUGCUCGUUGGCUCCAGGCACACCAGGAAGCCAACUGAGACUCCACAAGCCCUGUCAUGCAUAGAUGAUCAUACGAAUGCAUUCUUCUGAUCUGAUCUUUACGUGUGAAAAGAUCAAGGUUUGUGCGGGGAGU
Molecule: messenger RNA, 561 nt
Organism: Laetiporus sulphureus 93-53
Lineage: Eukaryota; Fungi; Basidiomycota; Agaricomycetes; Polyporales; Laetiporaceae
Exons: 2
Coding region: 184-492 (102 amino acids)
Source: RefSeq, a predicted model, not a curated record